Ogataea philodendri is the source of this 1641-nucleotide messenger RNA. RefSeq lists its product as uncharacterized. Bases 1 to 1641 code for a protein of 546 amino acids. The transcript has a single exon. Gene Ontology annotation, cellular component: cytosol. Gene Ontology annotation, molecular function: monosaccharide binding; glucose-6-phosphate isomerase activity; carbohydrate derivative binding. The record is from RefSeq and is a predicted model, not a curated record. NCBI's taxonomy places the organism in Eukaryota, Fungi, Ascomycota, Pichiomycetes, Pichiales, Pichiaceae. Gene Ontology annotation, biological process: glycolytic process; glucose 6-phosphate metabolic process; gluconeogenesis.
AUGAGCUCGCCAUUGCAAUUACCAGCCUGGAAAAAGCUCCAGGCCAUCUACGAGGAUUACGGAAAAACCUACUCCACUCGUGAUGCUUUCGCUUCUGACCCAGAGAGAUUCGCCAAGUUCUCCCACACUUUUGAGAACUUUGAUGGGUCUCAGAUUCUGUUCGAUUUCUCCAAGAACCUGAUCGACGAGAAGAUCCUCAGCGCUCUUGUCGAGUUGGGAAAGGAGGCCAAAGUCGAGAAGCUCAGAGACGAGAUGUUUGCUGGUGACCAUAUCAACACCACAGAGGACAGAGCCGUCUACCACGUUGCCCUUAGAAACAGAGACCUGAACGCCAUGUACGUUGACAACGUCAAUGUCACUCCAGAGGUCGACUCUGUGCUGCAGCACAUGAAGGUUUUCUCUGAGCAGGUGAGAUCAGGAGAGUGGAAGGGUUACACCGGAAAAGAAAUAACCGAUAUUGUGAAUAUCGGAAUCGGAGGCUCGGACUUAGGUCCCGUCAUGGUCACCGAGGCAUUAAAGCCAUACGCUCACCCAAGACUGUCGGUGCACUUUGUUUCCAACGUCGAUGGUACCCAUAUUGCCGAGACUUUGAAGAAGUGUGACGCAGAGACCACCUUGUUCUUGGUUGCUUCCAAAACUUUCACCACUGCUGAAACUUGUGCCAACGCAAACACCGCCAAGAACUGGUUCUUGCAAAGGGCCAAGGACCAGGCACACAUUGCUAAGCACUUCGUCGCUCUCAGUACCAACGCUUCUGAGGUCGCCAAGUUCGGUAUCGACACCAAGAACAUGUUUGGUUUCGAGAACUGGGUUGGUGGAAGAUACUCUGUGUGGUCUGCCAUUGGAACCUCUGUGUGUUUGUACAUUGGUUUCGAGAACUUUGAGAAGUUCUUGAAAGGUGCUCAAGCUGUUGACCACCACUUCAAGAACACUCCUAUCGAGAAGAACAUUCCAUUUAUUGGUGGACUGUUGACAGUUUGGUACAACAACUUCCACGGCGCUCAAACCAAGUUGGUUGCACCAUUUGAUCAGUACCUGCACAGAUUCCCAGCUUACUUGCAACAGCUGUCCAUGGAAUCCAAUGGUAAGUCUGUUACAAAGGACUCCAAGUUUGUCAACUACGAGACCGGAAUCGUGAUGUUUGGAGAACCAACCACCAACGCCCAGCAUUCCUUCUUCCAAUUGGUGCACCAAGGUACCAAGCUCAUUCCAACCGACUUCAUCCUGGCCGCCAAGUCCCACAACCCUAUCGAAGGUAACUUGCACCAACGGAUGCUUGCUUCCAACUUCUUUGCCCAGGCCGAGUCUUUGAUGCUUGGAAAGACGAAGGAGCAGGUCGAGGCCGAGGGAGUCAAGGGCGACCUUGUUCCCCACAAGAUGUUCUCGGGUAACAGACCAACCACCUCGAUUCUGGCGCAGCUGAUCACUCCAGCCACUCUUGGAUCUCUGAUUGCUUACUACGAGCACGUGACUUUUGUCGAGGGAGCCAUCUGGGGUAUCAACUCUUUCGACCAGUGGGGUGUGGAGCUCGGAAAGGUUCUUGCCAAGGUGAUUCUGAACGAGCUCGACAACGACAAGCCAGUGGAAAGCCACGACGCCUCGACCAGAAACUUGAUCAACCAGUUCAAGAAAUGGGCUUAG